This is a messenger RNA of Bicyclus anynana (squinting bush brown), 775 nucleotides long. RefSeq names its product trypsin-7-like. The transcript is spliced from 4 exons. Gene Ontology annotation, biological process: proteolysis. The record is from RefSeq and is a predicted model, not a curated record. Lineage: Eukaryota; Metazoa; Arthropoda; Insecta; Lepidoptera; Nymphalidae. Gene Ontology annotation, molecular function: serine-type endopeptidase activity. The coding region runs from base 1 to 558 and encodes 185 amino acids.
AUGUACCGUAUCAAAGCUAAAACUGUGUACAUAAGAGUGGGAAGCAACCAUACUGAUAGAGACGGUAGAGUGUAUACAUCUACAAAGUUCUGGCAACAUCCCAAUUACAACAAUAGGACAAUUGAUAACGACGUCGGAAUUGUUAGUCCAUCUCGCUCUAUCCAGUACAACGCGAAUGUGAAGGCAAUAAAAUUGGCGAGCAGUGGCAGGAAUAUACCGGCUAGAACCGAGGUGUUGGUUACUGGAUGGGGACUUACAUCUGAAAACGGUGAAGGCAGUGACCGUCUUAUGGCAAUACGAGUGCCUACACUGUCAAACGAAGACUGCCGCAAAUCUUACAACAACUAUAUUACUGAGAACAUGAUCUGUGCUGGUGUACCAGAAGGGGGGAAGAGCACAUGUCAAGGUGAUUCAGGAGGGCCAGCACAUUCAAAGUUCGGCCAAGUUGGGAUUGUGUCUUUCGGCAUCGGCUGUGCUCGUCCGGGGUACCCUGGAGUCUAUGCCAGAGUAACAAGUCCCAACAUACGCAACUGGAUCAAAACUAUUACUGGCGUUUGAUCAUAGAUGGCGUUAGCUUUGUCAGAUUUUAACACUAAAAUGCUUUGAGGCUUUUAAAUUAUGCGUGGAAAUUGCGUUAAUUUAUUAUUACCACAUUAAAAUGAAGUAAUUUUAGUUUGAUUUGUAACAAAUUGUUUCCGUUAUUGAUAGGACUUUUCACUUAUAUCGAAUUACUUACGCAUUAUUCACGGAGUUUGUCUAUUUUUAUGGCACUGUU